Acipenser ruthenus (sterlet) is the source of this 3118-nucleotide messenger RNA. Its product is annotated as Kv channel-interacting protein 2-like. The record is from RefSeq and is a predicted model, not a curated record. Gene Ontology annotation, molecular function: calcium ion binding; potassium channel regulator activity. The coding region runs from base 674 to 1366 and encodes 230 amino acids. The transcript has 8 exons. Gene Ontology annotation, biological process: regulation of potassium ion transmembrane transport. Lineage: Eukaryota; Metazoa; Chordata; Actinopteri; Acipenseriformes; Acipenseridae. Gene Ontology annotation, cellular component: voltage-gated potassium channel complex.
AUAAAACAAAUAACAGCCCCAGCUUGUCUCGUACAAGAAAAACAAAAGAAAAACAAGUAUUUCAAAAUAAAUAAACAGCAGUGUAACAACUUGUCACUGUCCGUGAAUCAGAGCUCACUAAAUACCCAGUGCCCGUUACCAAGGAAACAGAGUUAAGCAAAUCAAUGAAGCAAGUGUCAUUAGAAUGGGAGGGCAUACCUCUCUCCCUCCCUUCCUCUCUCUCUCUCUCUCCCUCUCUCCCUCUGUCUCUCUCUCUCCCUCACUCUCCCUCUCUCUCUCCGUCUCUCUCUCUCUCCCUCACUCUCCCUCUCUCCCUCUCCCUCUCCCUCUCUCUGUCCCUCCCUCUCUCUCUGUCUCUCUCUCUCCCUCUUCCUCCCUCUCUCUCUCACACACACACAUGCUGACAAUCAUAGUCUAAGAAGGUGCAGGCUGAACAGACAUUUGGCUGUUUCAGCUUCUCUGUGUUAGGGGUCCUGAAGGCUCACCUCACACUGGACCAGGGGACCCCUUCACCCUCUCCGCACUGUGCCUCCGCGUGCUGCAGACCUGCACUGGGGUCUGGGGCUCCAGUCCUGAGGGAGGCUGGUCAGUGAGCAGGGAGUGAAGGCAGUUUCUGUGGUGUUUGGAUGAUGAUUUGUGUGGUGGGUAUGCAGUGUGAGGAGAGCGCUCCAGCAUGAACCUGGAAGGGCUUGAGAUGAUCGCAGUGCUGGUGGUGCUGGGGCUCUUUGUUAAGGUGCUGGAACAGUUCGGGCUUUUCGAACCCAUCGGAGUGGAAGACAGCACAGAGGAUGAUUUUGAACUCUCCACUGUGUGCUAUCGCCCAGAGGGACUUGACAAGCUUCAGGAGCAAACCAAGUUCACCAAAAAAGAGCUGCAGGUCCUCUACCGGGGAUUCAAGAAUGAGUGUCCCAGCGGUGUGGUCAAUGAGGAGACCUUCAAGCUGAUUUAUUCCCAGUUCUUCCCCCAAGGAGAUUCAAGUACAUACGCACACUUCCUGUUUGACGCUUUUGACACUGACAAAAAUGGAUCUAUCAGCUUUGAGGAUUUUGUCAUGGGGCUGUCCAUCAUCCUUAGAGGCACCAUUAAUGACCGUCUAAACUGGGCUUUCAACCUCUACGAUCUCAACAAGGACGGCUGCAUCACCAAAGAGGAGAUGAUAGCUAUAAUGAAAUCGAUCUACGACAUGAUGGGGAAAUGCACCUCCCCCUGCAUGCAGGAUGAUACACACAGGGAACAUGUGGAGUCCUUCUUUCAGAAAAUGGACAGGAAUAACGAUGGGGUUGUGACAAUAGAAGAGUUCAUCGAAUCAUGUCAGAAGGAUGAAAACAUCAUGAGGUCCAUGCAGCUGUUUGACAAUGUUAUCUAGAGGAAGUCCUGGAGAGAGCCGGGUCCCUCCCGUGGCACUGCCCUCCUGGGAGACUCUGGGCUUUUAUUUUUCACACAAGAGCCAUUGGGAGAGGUGACAUGGGAACAAAUAUUUAAGCUAAACCCGGAACAUUAAGAAAGAAAAGGGGAUGGAUUUUUAAAAAGCUUUUUGCUGGCUGGAUUUCAGGGCCUCUCCUUUGAAAAUCUGGGACAAUUCGGGCACUGCAAGAGGUGUCAUGAAAAAUCAACAAAUCCAUAGUCAUGUUACCGUAGCACUGCAGACAGAAUUACAAUAACUCCUUCAUUUUACAUAGCAUGAGAUUAUCACAUCCACUCUAGCAAUCUGUUAGUAAUUGAAAGGAUACUCCAAAGCCUGCUUAAUGAACUUUGUGUUGAUAUAUUAUUAUUAUUAUUAUUAUUUAUUUCUUAGCAGACACCCUUAUCCAGGGCGACUUACAAUUGUUACAAGAUAUCACAUUAUUUUUUACAUACAAUUACAUUAUUUUUUACACAUUAUUUUUUACAUACAAUCACCAAUUUAUACAGUUGGGAUUUUACUGGAGCAAUCUAGGUAAAGUACCUUGCUCAAGGGUACAGCAGCAGUGUCCCCCACCUGGGAUUGAACCCACAACCCUCCGGUCAAGAGUCCAGAGCCCUAACCACUACUCCACACUGCUGCUAGAUACAUGGCUAGAUACCUCAGCUACUGCAUCAGGCUUAAUAAACAUGACAGAAUGAAAUUAGCUGCGGCCCCCAAAUGGAAACACUGGUCUUUAAAGAUCAAUGGGUAGAAAUGUAUUAAUAAUCAAUAUCUUGAUCCCCCCCUUUUCAAAUUCACAUACAUGACAAAUGCCCUAAGUUAUGUGAUAUCAUUGCACUAGUUGUGUGAUAUCGAUACACUAGUUGUGUGAUGUCAUUGCACUAGUUGUGAUAUCAUUGGACUAGUUAUGUGAUGUCGUUGCACUAGUUGUGAUAUCGUUGCACUAGUUGUGUGAUGUCAUUGCACUAGUUGUGAUAUCGUUGCACUAGUUGUGUGAUGUCAUUGCUCUAGUUGUGAUAUCGUUGCACUAGUUGUGUGAUGUCAUUGCUCUAGUUGUGUGAUAUGAAUGCACAGGUCUUUCCUCUCAUAGUAGAGAACACUGCCUCUAACUCCCCACCCAGCAGCUGCAUUGCUGUGAAGUCACAUUUAUUAUAUGUACUUUUGUUACAUUUUUUAUGCAGGUUUUAAAGCGCUGUUUUUGAGUAGACUGAAAGAUGACAUCUCUUGUUAAAGACCAAUUAAACAAACAAACCCAAAACAAACCAAUGUGUGACGGUUGUGUUCAUCAGUAGAAAUUGUCUCAUUUCCUGGCAUGGUUCUUGUCAGUAGGAAUUGGUCGUAGGCAUGGACUCCAUUGAGACUAGUGUUCUAGUAGAGCAGGAGCCUCUACCGGCUCCGAACCUUCUCAAAUAUCUUGGACUACGGUCAGUAAUGGGGAAAUGUCAUACUACAGUCCCUUUGGUGUCCGUGCCAUGUGCACCCCACCCUCCCCAGAGUGCUUCAGAGCUGCAGCAAAUCCUCCAGUAAAGAUGAGCGAGAUCCUGGCGGCUGUAUAUGCGCAUGCACUGUUUCUAUAGCAUUGGAAAUGAGUAGCUCACUGGAUGUCAGUGUGUCGAGUUAUCAACUCUCUACCGGCUGCUUUGCAUUUCAAAUAUGUAUAUUUUGUACAGAGAAAUAAAAUCAGUUGCUAUGCACCACUGUUGCAAGUCUGUU